Molecule: messenger RNA, 3987 nt
Organism: Cokeromyces recurvatus
Lineage: Eukaryota; Fungi; Mucoromycota; Mucoromycetes; Mucorales; Mucoraceae
Product: DNA polymerase family B-domain-containing protein
Exons: 7
Coding region: 1-3987 (1328 amino acids)
Biological process (GO): lagging strand elongation; DNA replication; mitotic DNA replication initiation
Cellular component (GO): alpha DNA polymerase:primase complex
Molecular function (GO): pyrimidine nucleotide binding; purine nucleotide binding; chromatin binding
Source: RefSeq, a predicted model, not a curated record
AUGAGUUCAAGAUCAGAAAGAGCUAAUCGUUUAAAGCAAUUAAGAGAAUCUAAACUUGGUAAAAUUAAACCAAGGACUUAUGAGAGCGAAGAUAUUUAUGAUGAGGUUGGAAAAGAUUAUGCCGAGCACGAUGAAGAAUUUGUAGUUGACGAUGACAAUGCUGGUUAUAUUGACAAUGGUGUUGAUGAUCAAUAUUUUUCCGAUGAAUAUGAACAGGAGCCUGAGCAAGGCAAACGAAAGAGAAGAUCAAAGAAGGAUCUAAAGAAAAAAGAAAAGGAGGCACUUAUUGCAAAGCCUAAUCAACAAAUUAAUCGUUUUUUCAACAAUUCAGCUAUGAAAGCGGCUUCAAAACCUAAGACAUUAGCCGAUGAAGAACAGACAGAAGAUUUUAUGGCAGAAUUAUUAUCUGGGUUUGGUAGUUCUACGAAAACAUCUACCACUAAACUUGUGUCGACUCAUAAACUUAAAUCUAAAAAUGUCGCGGCAUCAACUACAUUUGCACGUUCUAGAAUAGUAUUACAAAGAGAAGAAGAGUAUGAUAAUAUAUUUUCAAAUGAAGAAAAUCAAAAAUAUUCAUUUAAACCUCCACCUUCACCAAAGCAGCAAGCGCCAGUAUCUGUUACAGAUGAAAAUAUGGACGAUCUUGACUUUGGGGAUGAUAUUACAUUGGAUGAUAUGCUAAUUGAUGAGGAACAGUUAUUGAAAAAUAAAGUUGAUAAGAUGACAAUUGGUGAUACUACAGUUAAGCCUAAUUUCACAACAAACAAUAAAGACGACAUAAAAUCUGGUUUACAGAAUUGGCAAGCAGCUGAUGCAAAUAUAGUAGAUACCUUCCAUCAGGAUAUUGUCAAAGAAGAAUCUCAACAAAUGAGUAUUUUUGAAAAAGAUGGUCAUUUAAAAAUGUGGUGGUAUGAUGCUUAUGAGCGUAAAGAAAAAGGUUAUGUAUAUUUAUUUGAUAAUAAUCAAGAAACUACAGAAGAAGUUCAGAUAUCUGAUGUUUAUAGUGAAAUAUCUGAACUUUUUUCAAGUAAGAAAAUCACUAAAUUUGCAUCAAAGGAAGUUACUAGAAAAUAUGCGUUUGAGUUGCAUGAUGUUCCUGCAGAAUCAAAUUAUCUCAAAGUUUUAUAUGAUUUUGAGCAACCUUCACUUACUGGCGAAGAAAAGGGAAAGACAUUUAGUCAUAUUUUUGGUGUUAACAAUGGUCCACUUGAACUAUUUUUGAUAAAGCGUGAUAUUAUGGGCCCUUGCUGGUUGGAUAUUGUUGAUGCUAAAAUGAGUUCAACUAGUGAAACUUGGUGUAAAGCUGAACUUAUAAUAGAAGACCCUAAAAAAGUGAACCCGGUCAUUGAUGCUGAUGGUAAUCGACCUACGCAUGUCCCACCACUUGUUGUAAUGUCACUUUGUUUACGCACUAUUAUGAAUUCUAAAAAAAAUGUAAAUGAAAUUGUAGCUGCUAGUGCUCUUGUAUGUGAUCAAGUACAAAUCGACAAUACUACUUCUAUUGAGAAAUUAAGCAAAGCCAGAUUUACUGCAGUACGCCAGUUAGAUAAUACGCUUUACCCUGCAAACUUUACUGAUGCAGUAUUAAAAGAAAAAAGUCAAAAUGGCUUCAGCAUUCAAGUUGAAAGAACAGAGGCAUCUUUAUUGAAGUUUUUAAUAGCAAAGUUUCAAAUGUAUGAUCCAGACAUUAUUGUUGGCCAUAAUUUUGCAGGUUUCGAUCUAGACGUUUUAUUGCAUCGUAUGAAGGAUUUGAACGUUCAACAAUGGCAUAGACUAGGUAGACUUAAGCGUAGAUACUGGCCUAAAUUGCAGGCUGGUGCAGGAGGUGCGGGUGAAUCAACAUUUCAAGAGAGAUUGAUCAUGAGUGGUCGUCUUGUAUGUGACACUUACUUAGCAUCUAAAGAUUUAAUUCGAAGUAAAUCCUAUCGUAUGACAGAUUUAGCACAAUCACAACUCAAAAUUCAUCGUGAAGAUAUCGAGUUUGGUAAAUCUGCAGAAUACUUCAAACAAACUGACUCAUUAAUCCACCUUCUAAAACAUUGCUCAUUUGAUGCUUAUCUUGCCAUUGCACUUAUGUUUAAACUGCAGAUAUUACCUUUGACACAUCAACUUACAAAUUUGGCAGGCAACUUAUGGUCGAGAACUAUGACAGGCGCUCGAGCUGAGAGAAAUGAAUAUUUAUUGCUGCACGAAUUUCAUAAAGCAAAAUAUAUUUGCCCUGAAAAAACUUUUGGAGGACCCAAAUCAGCUGUUGUACAGGCUAUUGAACAAGAUGAUGAUGAAGAUGCAGUCGCUAUGGCAUCUACCACUAAAAAGAAGGUGGGAGGAAGACGUAAACCUGCUUAUUCAGGUGGUCUGGUUUUGGAGCCUAAGAAAGGUUUUUAUGACAAAUAUGUUUUAUUACUUGACUUCAAUAGUUUGUAUCCCUCUAUUAUUCAAGAGUACAAUAUUUGUUUUACUACGGUUGAGCGUGGUACAUUCAAGGAGGGAGAAGAGGAAAAUGGUGAAGAAAAAGUUCCUGAAAUUCCUGAUGAUUCAUUACCUCAAGGCAUUUUACCUCGAUUAAUUAAAACUUUAGUUGAUCGUCGUCGACAAGUAAAAUCCUUGAUGAAUGGUAAUAUGUCUGAAGCUGAUUAUAUGCAACUAGAUAUUCGACAAAAAGCUCUAAAAUUGACAGCCAAUAGUAUGUAUGGCUGUCUAGGUUUUACACAUUCACGUUUUUAUGCAAAGCCCUUAGCCAUGUUGAUUACUCAUAAAGGCCGUGAAAUUCUUCAAAAUACAGUUAAUCUUGCUAAUAACCUUGAACUUAAUGUUAUAUAUGGUGAUACCGAUUCUAUUAUGGUUUACACAAAUCAAGAUGACCUUGAAGAGGUUAAAAAAAUGGGUAAUCAAUUAAGAAAGGCAGUUAACAAUCAUUACAAACUUUUGGAAAUUGGUAUUGAUGGUUACUUUAAACAUAUGCUAUUACUGAAAAAGAAAAAAUAUGCUGCCUUAUUAGUAGAAGAAAAGUCUAAUGGUGAAUUAGUUGAAACAAUUGAAACGAAAGGUCUUGAUCUUGUACGUCGUGAUUGGUGUGAUUUAUCUCACGAUGUAUCAACACAUGUACUUCACCUUAUUAUGUCAGAUAAAGACCGUGAAGAUGUUGUAGCUGAAAUUCACGCCUAUUUAGAAGUAGUAGCAGAACAAAUUCGUCAGGGAGAUAUUCCCUUAGAAAAAUAUGUAAUCAAUAAACAGCUCACAAAGCGACCUCAGGAUUAUGCUGAUGCCAAAAACCAGCCUCAUGUUCAAGUCGCCCUACGUAUGCUAGAAGCUGGAGAGAAUGUUAAAAGCGGUGACACCGUACCUUAUGUUAUUUGUAAAAUUGAUGAAGAAACAAGUGGCGAUAAAAAAGGCUCAGCACUUCGAGCUUAUCACCCUGAUAUGGUUAUUAAAAAUAACAUGCAAUUAGAUAUAGAAUGGUACUUACAUCAACAAGUCCAUCCACCUCUUACUCGUCUUUGUUCACCUAUUGAGGGCACUGAUCCUGCUCGUUUAGCUGAAUGUCUUGGUUUAGAUACUAAAAGAUAUAAUAUUAUAAGUCAUCAAGGAAGUUUAAAUGAGGAUGACUCUGAAUUUGCUACUCUUGAUUCACAAAUCAGUGAUACAGAAAGAUUCAAAGCUUCCGAAAAACUUAUGCUAACUUGUAAUUAUUGUGGAGAAAAAGGAAUUUUGUAUGAAGGCAUUGUACGGGAAUUAGAUAAUGGAAAACUUGAAUGUGGUUUCGAUUGUACAAAAUGUCAUUUAACUAUCGAUACUACAAGUAUACAAGUUCAAUUAAUGCUUGCUAUUAGAAACUAUAUUCAACGAUAUUAUGAUGGCUGGUAUGUGUGUGAUGAUGAAACAUGUAAUAAUCGAACUCGUAUGCUAUCUGUUUUUGGCCGUCGAUGUGCUAUAGAAAAUUGCCGAGGUUUAAUGAGAAGAGAGGUAAAUGAUAGGAAAAAAAAAUAA